This is a messenger RNA of Dipodomys ordii (Ord's kangaroo rat), 702 nucleotides long. RefSeq names its product olfactory receptor 13A1-like. The annotation marks the transcript as partial. Gene Ontology annotation, molecular function: odorant binding; olfactory receptor activity; G protein-coupled receptor activity. Gene Ontology annotation, cellular component: membrane. Gene Ontology annotation, biological process: G protein-coupled receptor signaling pathway. The transcript has a single exon. The record is from RefSeq and is a predicted model, not a curated record. Lineage: Eukaryota; Metazoa; Chordata; Mammalia; Rodentia; Heteromyidae.
AUGAGCAACCACACAGCAGUAACAGAGUUCAUCCUGCAGGGAUUCUCAGAGCACCCUGAAUACCACAUCUUCUUGUUCUGCUGUUUCCUGUCCCUCUACUGUGUGGCCCUCACAGGCAAUGUCCUCAUCAUCAUGGCCAUCAGCUUCAACCCUGGCCUCCACACUCCCAUGUACUUCUUCCUGCUCAAUUUGGCUACAAUGGACAUCAUCUGUACCUCAUCUGUCAUACCAAAGGCACUGGAAGGGCUGAUGGUAGAGAAGAGCUCCAUCUCUUUCAGGGGCUGCAUGGCCCAGCUCUACUUUCUCACCUGGGCUGCAUCCUCAGAACUGCUGCUUCUCUCAGUCAUGGCCUAUGACCGCUAUGCAGCCAUCUGCCACCCCCUGCAUUACAACACCAUGAUGAGCAAGGCCUUCUGCAGCAUGCUUGCUGCUGGAGUGUGGGUGAUCUGUGCCUUCAACUCAGGCAUGAACACAGGGCUGACGGUGAGACUGAACUUCUGUGGGCCCAAUGUCAUCACCCAUUUCUUCUGUGAAAUCCCUCCUCUGCUCCGUCUCUCCUGUAGCUCCACUUAUGUGAACAAUGUCAUGACCACACUGGCUGAUGCAUUCUAUGGCAUAUUGAACUUCCUCAUGACCAUUGUGUCCUAUGGCUUCAUUAUCUCCAGCAUCCUGAAGAUGAGGACAUCAGAGGGGAAACAGAAA